CCCUGCUCCGGGCGCGCGCGUGCCAUGGAACAGAGGUUAGCCGAGUUCCGGGAGGCCCGCAAACGGGCGGGACUGGUGGCCCAGCCCUCCACAGCGAGCCAGGGCGAGCAGCCCUCAGCAGAGAAGGCCGUCGCAGCAGCGGCGACCCCAAAGACAGCCCCGAGCUGGCUGAGACGCUUCCUGACGUGGAAAGCAAGCCCUGCCAUUACGCGGGCCCGGCCCAACCAGGCUCAGGAAGCAGCUCAGCAGCCCCCACAGAGUGCAGCGGUCCCUCUGAUUUCGUCCCAACGCCAGUCUCUCCUGACCAACAUCACCUUCUUGAAGGUUCUCCUCUGGUUAGUCCUCCUGGGUCUGUUUGUGGAACUGGAAUUUGGCCUGGCUUAUUUUGUUCUGUCUAUGUUCUAUUGGAUGUACGUGGGGACUCGGAAUCCUGAGGAGAAGAAAGAGGGGGAGAAGAGUGCCUACUCUGUGUUCAACCCUGGCUGUGAAGCCAUCCAGGGCACCCUGACUGCAGAGCAGCUGGAGCGUGAGUUGCAGCUCAGGCCUCCACUGGGGAGGUAGGACCCACCUCAGCUGCUCCUCCUAGCCUUGAGCUUGGAUUCUAGACGACAAAGGACAGUUUACAGGGUGGCAGUGUAACUACCACAGCCUCUACUCUCCCCUCAUCUGCUGCAGGUUCGUUUUUCGGACUCCUCUUUGGUUUAGGUGAAGUUUUCUAAAAGACAUUCACUGUGGGGCUGGUGCAGUUUAUAAAAGCCGUGUAAGAAGGAGGUUGUUUGUCUCAUUAUUAGAAAGUGGUGAUAGUGGCAUGUUACAGAUGCACUGAGUGUCCUCUCGUUUACGUGAUUUGAUGGAUGAGUAGACACAUUGGGGCUCUGUAUUACACCCAAAUGCUCUCUUAAAUAUCUUAAUAAUUACUAAGCCACAUUCCAGGUCAGCCUGGGGGACUAGUCUCAAUUUUUUUCUUUUUAAAUGUUUGAGUGUUUUGCCUGAAUGGGCCUGGUACUCUCAGGUAAAAGAGGGCAUCAGAUCCUCUGGAACUUGAAUUAUGGAUAGUUGUGAGCCACCAUGUGGGUACUGGGAACUGAACCUCAAUCCUCUGCAAGAACAACAAAUGCUCUUAACCACUGAGCCAUCUCUAGCCCUUUCUAAAAAUUUACAGAAUUAUUUUCCCAAAAGUUUUAAGUUGCAAGUUUUAGGAAGUUUUGUUUGUUUGUGCCUUGCUUCUCCUCUUUUCGGUCAUCAGUGCUAUUGAAAUAUAAAUUGUCUUUAGGACUUUCCAUAAGCAGGUCCCCUACACUGCCCAUCCCCAUCUUUCAUCAUGUCACUGCCCUGUCCCUACUGGGGAAGAAGAGACAGUCUCAGCAGGACAAAGUCAAUAUUAGAGAUAAAAAAUACUUAUUUGUGUAAGUGUUUGUCUGCAUGUAAAUAUGUGCACCACAUGUGUGUGUGGUACCUGUGGAGGCUAAGAAGAGAGUGUCAGAUCCCCUGGGAUUGGAGAUAUGGAUAGUUGUGAGCUGCCUUGUGGGUUCUAGGCACUGGAUCAUCUGCAACAACAGCCAGUGAUCUUAACUGCUGAGUCAUUUUCCAGCCCCAGUAUUGGAGAGUUGAUAAGAGGUUAUUAAUGCUAAGUCCAUCAAGAGAAACUCUUGAGUGUGUGUGCAGAGGGGAAGGGCUAGGAAAUAGGACUCUGGGCUGACUUACUGCUUGGGUCGUGUCUCAUUUUCUUUUGGAUGUUUUUGAAAGGGUCUCCCAUGGCCCAGGCUGGCCUUGAACUCACACUUUCGUGGUUCUGGUUUAUUUUUCCGCCCUCUCUUUUUUUAAAAAUUUAAAUUAGAACAAUCUUGUUUUACAUGUCAAUCCCAGUUCCCUCUCCCUUCCUGCCUCCCCUGCUCCCCAUUGACCCCCUAUCCCAUCCCCUUUCUGCUCCCUAGGGAAGGUGAGGCUUUCCGUGGGGGAGUCUUUAAAGUCUGUCCCAUCAUUUGGAGCAGGGAUAAAUACUGAUCCACUACCAGAGGCCCCAUAGACUGCCUGUUUCUGUCACUUUCAAUGUCUUACAGGCACAUCAGUUUUGCUCUUUCUCACAGUAUCUGGCCUUGUCUGUCCAUAGGCAGGGCCACAUUUAUCCCCAAGUAAAGAUGGUUGAACAAGGCUCAGGUGUUUCUUUAGGAAUUUGUUUCCUAGGAGAACUUUAGCCACUCUGCCUGCCACAGAGGUUCGUUCCUUCUUACUCCAAUCUCAGGGUACCUGGGAGCCCCUGGACUCUGUCCUGCCGGCUAAUGGCUGUUUAGUUCUCUCUUCUUCCUCUCUCAGGCUAAGUCUCCUUCAUUCAACACUGGCUUCAGGUUGGGGAGCUUUUACCAAGGAUGGUUUUACAUUGAUAAGAUUAUGCAAGGAGCAUGGAGGCUGUCCCUAUUACCUUUUGGUUGUUUUGCAUGGUCAGAUUAGGCACCUGGGUCUGCUACAGAAAGGAAGUUACACAGUUGGGAGAAUCUAUCAUCCUCAUUUGGGCCGAAGAGAGCAAAAUGGGAACAAUGUGUUAGUUUCUGACACCCCAGGAAAUAUUUGGAGGUUCUCUGAUCUUGACACACCAAGAGCACCUGCAAACCAGGGGUGGAGAAGAGCCACAGAAUGAAUACAGGGGUAGGGCAGAGGCCUCAGGAUCGUGUUGCCACCAGGGGGCAGUGCAGAGCUGCUGCAGUCUGGCCUGCUCACUUGAUCAUUUACAUUAAGAGGAAAACCCUUUGAGAUGCUUCUUGGAACCACUUGUGCUGUUUUUGUUUUUUCUUCAAGCCUUUUUUCCCACUUCAGAAUUCAUAAACUCUAUUUCACAGGUCCUGGAAAGGUUUUAAAAACUCCUAACAGUGAUUUAUUAUACACAUAUUUUGCCAGGUGGUGGUGGCACAUGCCUUUAGCCUCAGCAUUUGGGAGGCAGAGACAGGCAGAUCUCUGUGAGUUGGAGGCCAGCCUGGUCUACAAGAGCUAUUUCCAGGACAGGCUCCAAAGCCACAGAGAAACCCUGUCUCAAUCCCCCCAAAACAAACAAACAAACAAACAAACAAAACAAAACACGUAUUUUAAGAUGAAACAGCAGCCUCUUCCAUAGGGUAAGCAGUCAGUCUUGUAGUUCCCUGUCCUCUUCUGAGUUUCAAAGGGGCCUGGGACACAGUAGCUAGGAACUUACAUAGCUAACAGAAAAAUUGGUCACCAAACUAAAGAAGGUGAAAUUUUGAAUUCAAUGCUUUGGUUUCUGUUACACUUUUAUUUUGAAACAUUGAGCAUUUGGUCCAAAUGUUCUCAAAAAGCUGAGUGCACAGAGAACCAUGUCAGAGGGGACAGGUAUGUUGGGAG
This is a messenger RNA of Cricetulus griseus (Chinese hamster), 3351 nucleotides long. Lineage: Eukaryota; Metazoa; Chordata; Mammalia; Rodentia; Cricetidae. The record is from RefSeq and is a predicted model, not a curated record.